Messenger RNA from Pocillopora damicornis (cauliflower coral), 2207 nucleotides. Its product is annotated as serine/threonine-protein kinase 38-like. Lineage: Eukaryota; Metazoa; Cnidaria; Anthozoa; Scleractinia; Pocilloporidae. The record is from RefSeq and is a predicted model, not a curated record. Gene Ontology annotation, biological process: protein phosphorylation. Gene Ontology annotation, molecular function: protein serine/threonine kinase activity; ATP binding.
CACGUCAGGCAGUUGUGUUGGGAACGUCGUUGUUUUAAAAGGCCAAGAAGCUUUUUCCGGCCAGGAAUUUUGUUGCUGGCUAACACAGCCAUGAGUACAAAUGGAGCUGCCGAUAGAUACUCCAAUCAUACUCUUGAAAAGGUGGCGAGAACUAAAGCAACGAUUGAAAGUUUCUACGCAAACUUGAUCACUCAACACCAAGAGAGACAGAACAGAUGGAAAGUCUUGGAAAUGAAUAUGGAACAACAAGGGUUGACAGAAGAAGAGAAAAAAGAAUCAAGAAGCCAUCUUGCAAAGAAGGAAACAGAGUUUUUGAGACUGAAAAGAUCAAGAAUUGGGAAAGAAGAUUUUGAUUCCUUAAAGGUUGUUGGACGUGGUGCUUUUGGCGAGGUACGUUUAGUGCAAAAGCAUGACACAGGCCAUGUAUAUGCAAUGAAGAUCUUGAGAAAAGAAGACAUGCUUGAAAAGGAACAGGUUGCUCAUGCCCGCGCAGAGAGAGACAUUCUUGCUGAGGCAGAAAAUCCUUGGGUUGUGAAGAUGUUCUACUCGUUCCAGGAUGGACAUUAUCUGUAUUUAGUGAUGGAGUUUCUUCCAGGUGGUGAUCUGAUGACGAUGCUCAUGAAAAAAGACACUUUUACUGAAGAUGAGACACGAUUCUACAUAGCAGAAUCAGUUCUUGCUAUAAAUUCCAUUCACCAAGUUGGAUUUAUUCAUAGGGAUAUUAAACCUGACAAUUUGCUGUUAGAUAGCAAAGGACACAUCAAAUUAGCAGAUUUUGGUCUUUGUACUGGUCUCAAGAAAGCACACAGAACAGAAUUUUACAGAGAAAUUUUACCAAGUGAUAUGAAAGAUUUCUCAUCAGCUGAACCAUUAGAUACAAAAGGCAGAGCAGCAACAUGGAAGAAAAACAGGAGGCAACUGGCAUAUUCUACAGUGGGAACUCCAGAUUACAUUGCCCCAGAAGUGUUUCAUCAGACAGGUUAUAAUAAAAGCUGUGACUGGUGGUCAUUAGGAGUGAUCAUGUAUGAAAUGCUCAUAGGCUAUCCACCAUUUUGCUCUGAAAGUCCACAAGAAACAUACAAAAAGGUUAUGAACUGGAAAGAAACACUGAUCUUUCCACCUGAGAUGCCCAUUUCAGAUAAUGCAAGAGGUUUAAUUGAAAGAUGGUGCUGUGAUCCAGAUAAAAGGCUCAGUAACAUAGAUGAAAUAAAAGCUCACCCAUUUUUUUGUGAUGUAGAUUGGCAAAAUAUCAGGGAUAGACCUGCAGCCAUUCCAAUACAUGUGAAAUCCAUUGAUGACACAUCUAAUUUUGAUGAAUUCCCGGAAUCAGAACUGGAUUCAAACUGGUUCAGAGACACAAAGUCAGAUGCGGCAGGUAGUAAAGACUGGGUUUUCCUAAACUACACAUUCAAGAGAUUCGAAGGACUCACUCAACGAGGUGUUAAGGUUCCACUGCUAUGAACAGCAUCUUGUAAAACAUAUUUUCCUGCAUACGUGAUCUUUUUUAUCUAUCUAGGUGUAAAUCUGAAGAUGAUACUAAUGAAGAACAUUUGUCAGCAGAUUUUUUAACUUCAUAUGUUUGCACAAGACAUGAGGGCUUAAUGAGAAUUACAAGAGUUCAUUUAGAUGCCAGGAAAGAAAAUGCAAUUCUUCAUUCUUGUAGAAUUACAUCUGUAAUUGUCAUUAAUUUACAUAUUUCUUACACAUCCAUGCGACAGUCAACUAACACAAAUGCUGGUUGCAGUUCAUAAGUGCAUUGUUGACUGCAGUUUGGCCUCAUUAACGUUAAUGUUGUGAAAAUUGCAGCUUGAAAAUUUUAAAAUUCCUCAAGUGCAGCUACUCUGCAGCUAUCUCUGAUAGUAAUGUUCUUUCUCUUUUAAAUCUGGAAAAUUUGGUGGAUAAUGUAUGACUUAUGUUGCUUGUGGUUUACUACUGGUGAAGUCUACAGUUUUUUGCUGGUUUUUUCAGUUGAACAUCUUUAAAUAUGUAGUACCAUGCUCUCUCUCCCUUUGUGGUAUGACUUUGUACACUGAUUACUCAGAACAUAUCAGAAAAUCCUGGUUAAAUCUCUCCCCCUUCACUCCUCAGGUCUGCUGGAGUGUAGACAGUAGUACAAUUAUUCUUCUGUCAGUCAGUAAUUAGAUGCUAAUAUGCCUCAUUUGUGAAUGCUGUUAUAUUUAUUUUUUUAGACCCUGCCCUCUCCUUAA